AUGCUUUUUUCAUCGUCUUCCAACUUGCCACCGACGCAGCAACUGCUACAGACUGCGGAUCUCAUUUCCCAGGGCGCUGAAGCUGCAAUCUACAAAGCAUAUUUGCAUCAAUUGCCGACAUCGGGUCGUGGCAUUGACGGUGCGCCUCUUGAGGCGUCGGAGCCGGUUCUCUUGAAGCACCGGUUCCACAAGAAUUACCGCCACCCGUCGCUCGAUGCAUCACUCACCCGGCAACGUAUAGCCGGUGAAGCUCGCGCGUUGAUGAGGUGUAUGCGAUCCGGCGUCAUCGUACCCGGAAUCCGGAUGGUGGAUGUGAAUGAAGGCGUCUUGGGUAUUGAGUGGAUAGAUGGCAAGAGUGUGCGUCAACUUCUACCCGGAGGGGCUGAACUCGAGGACAUCAGCGAAUCUGAAGAGGUGGAUGAAAGUGACGCCACAGACCCAAUCACUGAUUAUGGUGUUUCUCGAGAUGCCCUGAUGGCUAUGAUCGGUGUCGAAAUCGCAAAGAUGCAUUUGGCCGACAUAAUCCAUGGUGAUCUGACGACCUCGAACAUGAUGUUGAGGAAGCAGACGAGUGAUCUAGUUCUUAUAGACUUUGGACUCGCCUAUCAUUCUACCCUCGUAGAGGAUAAGGCUGUGGAUCUUUAUGUCCUGGAGCGCGCCUUUGCCUCAACUCAUCCUGACUCAGAGCCACUGUUUGCGGGUGUGCUGGGCGCGUACGAGAAGCGCAUGGGCAAACAUUGGUUGCCAGUCAAAAAGAGACUAGACGAUGUGCGACUAAGAGGCAGGAAACGGAGUAUGGUUGGUUAG
Suillus clintonianus is the source of this 807-nucleotide messenger RNA. Its product is annotated as kinase-like domain-containing protein. The record is from RefSeq and is a predicted model, not a curated record. Gene Ontology annotation, cellular component: cytosol; nucleus; EKC/KEOPS complex. Gene Ontology annotation, biological process: protein phosphorylation. Gene Ontology annotation, molecular function: ATP binding; protein serine/threonine kinase activity. Bases 1 to 807 code for a protein of 268 amino acids. Lineage: Eukaryota; Fungi; Basidiomycota; Agaricomycetes; Boletales; Suillaceae. The transcript has 6 exons.